AUGCAAGCCAUUCGUUUAUAAAUCGAAAAAAUAGUUCAUUUUGAUCCCUUGCUGAAAUCCCUUUUGAAUUCUAAGCCAAAUCGUAAGCAUUAUGCGCGUUCUCUUUUUAAGAAUUAGUUGAAUCGAUCAUAUGUUGAAUAAAAGCAACAGGAUAUUGAAUCUCAAUAAAGAGCCAAGAGUACAGAGGGUUCCAUAUUUGGAGAUGCAGGCUUAAAAUUCAAACGACUAAUGUCUCGCGGAACCAUCGAAAUUAAAAUGCAUAGGCGUCUCAUAAGAAAAAGAUUUAGAAAAUUGGUAUUGGCUGUAUGUCUUCUGCUUACGUACUUUCGAUACAACCCACAAAGAAAAAAAAUGCAGAGACUCUCAAGACCUCGCAUUUCCAUAUUUCGCAGUAGGAAUAUCAUCGAUAGAUUGCCUCAACUAUUACAAAUAGAAAAGGCGAAUACAGUGAAUGAAAGUAUGACAUCAAGAGAACCACCUUGUUAGAUGAAGUAAAAACAUUCCUCGAUGGGCAGUUUUGAUAUGUUCAUGAAGAGACCUAUCUAAUAAUUCAUUGUGAGAUAGAAUACCGACUUGUACUCGUAAAAUAGAAUAUGCAAGACCGAACAUUCUUAGGUUUUAAGCAUGUAUAAUUUUUAUAAGAAACAGAGAAAAACGAAAAUGUUUCAAAAAUCAUCCUCUAUUAAAUUAAUAUCUUUGAAUUAAUGA
Molecule: messenger RNA, 708 nt
Organism: Paramecium tetraurelia
Lineage: Eukaryota; Ciliophora; Oligohymenophorea; Peniculida; Parameciidae
Exons: 1
Source: RefSeq, a predicted model, not a curated record